AUGUCGUGCUCACUCGCGUCAACGAAUGAUGUUUCGAAUUUUUCCGAGUCUCAAGAAUUUUUUAGUGUACAUUGUACAGAAGCUGGCGUGGAAGAAGGUGAGACAAAGUCAAAGCCGCUUCCGACAGCAGUAAAGAACAAAUCGCCGAUCAAGCAUAACUCUGUCGAAGGUCUCAUGGUUGUGCAUCAAAAGAAAAAGCAAAGACAGCGUUUUCUCAUGUCUAAAUCAACGCACUUUGUUGUGGCAAAUACUGUUAAACAUGCGCUGGAGAUUUAUAAUAACGAGUCCCGCACGGAGCUAGUGUAUUUGUUGUCACUAGCAAACGCGGUGUUAAGCUUUGAAUCGGAUAAUGCUAAUAUUGUGAUGGAAAAAUGUUUCUGUGUGGAAGUCCGAACGUGGAAGAAGAAAAACAUCAUUCGGCUGCAGCCUCAGGGUUUUAUUUUUUUCGAGGACGACCAAGCUCGUAUGCUGCUCUGGGUCAAAUGUAUACAUGGGGCUAUUAAAGGUGCUACAUCUUUAGAUAGUGAACUUUUUCGAAGUCCCUCUACAGCGUCUUUAAAUGAUUCGAAUUUUGUUAGUAACGAAGAAUUGCGAGCAGACCUCUCUCUUGGUGCAUCAAAUAGUUCGUUUUGUAGCUCUCGCAGCAGUCCAACAGCUUCUUCAACAUUUGCUGCAGCUCGAGAGAAACUUACACAACGCCUUGUAACUGAUCCAGCCAGUCGAAUCGCUACCGUCGGUCGUACAAUGCUGACACCAAAACGCUCAGCUAGUCUAACUGGGGAACGCCCUUCAAAUCGCUGGGGAACUAACUUCUUUUCACAUGAAAAGCAUCAUCAAACACGAAGCCCGAUGAGCAGUUCGGCUAUAAAUUCAUCGGCUCAACCAAGUGAAGUACCCUUGAAGCAGAACUUUCCGGGCAAAAAAUUGAUGAAAGUUGUCACAGAGAAUUCGCUCUUUGAAUCAACAUUUGGCCAAAAUGUAAAUCUGGAAUCAGUUUGUUCGAAAGAUGUUUCUGAAAUAAGCAGCCAUGAUUAUACAGCCACAAGUGCUCCAACUUUAAAAAAUUAUGCAUCUGCUAGCGUAAAUCCUCUGGAUACAAAUUUUGCCUCUACAAAGUCAGACGACGAUCACCCAGUAAGUCAAAAAGUGUUUGUCACCGAGCCGAUCGACGAUUUGAAACCUGUAAAGAUUCGCUGGCUCACAAGUAUGCUCAUUAUUGCUACGAUUGCGGGCUGCUCGGAUACUUCUGUCUUUCUACCAUUUGCUUUGUCCGGUUCCCUUGCCCACUUUGGCAAUCAGCAUCAACAUUACGCAGUAUGGACAUUCUUCUCGCUUGCUGUUUACGUGGCUAGUACCUAUCAUAUGCUCUUUGGAAUCGGUACCGCUAGUGUUUUCCUUUACAUAUGGGGUUACGCGAGUUACAAGUCUGACCGACGAACUCAAUUGCAACGAAAUGCGGCUUUUCGUUUCCAUAAAUCAAAAACAAGUGCUGAUACAACUCAUGCUGGGAUUCUGAACUGGAUGAGAUACCCAGAUGUCGAUAGAGUGGAGUGGCUGAAUAAGGUUUUUGCCACUGGCUGGCCAUAUCUGAAAAAAGCGAUUGAAGACUCAGUUCUUGGAAGUGUCAACCCAUUGUUGGACGCACAAAAGCCUGCGUUCAUGAGUUCGUUAUCGCUUAUUCGCUUAGAUUUGGGAAAUAAGACACCGCAUGUUGCUAGUGUCAAGUAUAUUUCCGCCGAUACUCUGACGGAUGAAGUGACGCUGGACGUAGAGGUCCGCGUACUCACGGAAAAAAAAUCUUUUGUGGCGGAUUUCAGAAUGGUGUCGAAUCUUGGAGCAGCGGCGUGUUUAUCCUUGCGGGAGCUUCUUCUUGUUGGUACUCUGCGUAUCACCCUCAAUCCGCUGGCAGAGUUCUGGCCGUGCUUCAGAGGGCUCAAUCUAUGCUUCACCGAACGACCAGUCUUCGAUUUUUCGCUAACUGCAGCCAAAAUCAACAUUGCUAAUGUCCCUUUUGUCUCGGAAUGGCUUCACACAUUUCUAUAUGAUCUACUCCUAGAAUUCUUUGUUUGGCCCAAUGUGCUCAAUAUUCCACUUUGGGAUGAACAUGGCAACACUGUACAAUAG
This is a messenger RNA of Plasmopara halstedii, 2124 nucleotides long. Its product is annotated as Ca2-dependent lipid-binding protein CLB1/vesicle protein vp115/Granuphilin A, contains C2 domain. Gene Ontology annotation, cellular component: endoplasmic reticulum. The record is from RefSeq and is a predicted model, not a curated record. NCBI's taxonomy places the organism in Eukaryota, Oomycota, Peronosporomycetes, Peronosporales, Peronosporaceae. The transcript has 7 exons. Gene Ontology annotation, molecular function: lipid binding. Bases 1 to 2124 code for a protein of 707 amino acids.